AUGUACGCUCGUAAUCCACAAGAGCUUCGCCAUGUUGUUUGUUUUCAGUUGCACGAACGACAGUGCCAAGUGUUGAUGGGCCCUUCUGCUGUGACCAUCUCAUCGCUGACACUUGAUUAUGGACAACCUUGAGACUCUUCUAGAGGAACUAGAGAGAUUUGAAAAGAAGGGUGGCAAUGGAACAUCGAAGAUAUUAGAAGAAUAUAUUCAGCAUGUGGCCAAAACUGGAGAUCCUUUGUUCCCCUGGCAUAGAAUCCGGUAUUUCAUGAGAUUUAUGUUAGCAACUGUUAUGAAUGACUUUUAUGAAAAUUGUGGGGGUGAAGAUGUUGGAGAAUGUGGAAAUGUACCAGCAUUUUCUUAUGUUCCUACGAGGGAGAAGAUCCUUCACCAUUUUGAUACUUUUUCAGGAGCUCCUUUUACCAUACAGAGACUAUGUGAAAUAAUGAUUGACCCUACCAGACACUACAAGAGGACAGACAAGUUUUUGCGGGGCUUAGAGAAAAAUGUCUUAGUUGUAUCAACCAUUGAACCUGGAAGGCAACGUCGCAGUGAAGAUCCACAACAGACUUUGGUCAAUGGCCUUCAGGAUGGUGGUUUACACUCUUCUCCAAUUUCGGGUUCAUCCAGGUUGUCUUCUCCCUCACAUCAAAGUAAAAGAAUAGCGUCGCCACAGCCCACAAAUUCAGUUAAUAAUGCCAAUGACUUCUACGAUACUGAAUUGAAUGCCAGCGAUAGUCAUGUAAGUGGUUCUGAAGCGAACGGGCCUAACGGAAUACCAUUAGAUGAGAGAAGCAUUGAAGCAAUGGCAGAGAUUGUUGAGCCCCUCAUGAAAAAGCGAAGGAUGAAGGUUAGCCCCUUGGAAAAGGCUUUGGGUCCUAUGGCUCACCUUGCACACUUGCAAGACAAGGAUAGUACUUACAUGUCUAUAUCAGAAGCAGAGAGUCUUGAAGCAGAAGGAAGUGAUGAGGAGAGUAAUGCCAGUAGCAGCAGCAGUAGUAGUGCAAAGACGGAUGAGGAAGCAAUGGAAACGGGAGAGGCAGAAGCCACAACUUGUCACACAGAAAGUGAAGAUACUAAAACCACAGAGGAAACGUUAUGUGGCCAUCAAGUAGGAACCAGUGAAAUGACAUUGCAGGAGGCAGAAAAUCCAGAUGAAGAUUCUAUAAGCAAAGAAUUAAAAGAUGAAAUGCCCGUACCAGCUGAGGCAUGCUCGUCGGAUGUCAUGAAUGCAACGGAGUCAGAAAAGUCAAAUGAUGAAAGCAAUUCUGUAAGUUUGUCAUCCGAUUCAUCAGGUUCUGGAACAAAUCAAGGAAGUCCAGAUUCUGUUGAGGAUAAUUCUGAGCAAGCACAGCCCCAUCCACAGAAAAAGGAAGGUUGCAAGGGUGAGAAAGCUGGAAGCUCAGAAGCAGCUGCAGCAGAUUUGACACAGCUAAUGAGGCUGAUGAUGAUGUAUCUGAAGGAGCCUCAGCUCAAGAGGAACCAGGCAAAGACAGUCAUGAGGCAGACAGCACUUCACAAACCCAAAGUAAUAAUUUCAGUAGUCAGUCGUCUGCCUCAGGGGUUGGAUCUUCCACCUCCGUCACCUCUUGUUCUUCACCUUCAACGGCAUCGACCUCUGCAGCUUCUGUCACCUCUCCAGUGGCCUCUCUCCCUCCCCAGACUCGGGAGAUCCCACUACGUCACAGAUCUCGGCAUCUGCUUCGUCCCAGCUAACGGACACCACAUCCACGGAAACAACGAAGAUUCUGCCGAACCUAACUCGGCACCUUCAGAGGAUGGCGUCUACUACGUCUAGUUUACCAGAAUCAGA
Macrobrachium nipponense is the source of this 1810-nucleotide messenger RNA. Its product is annotated as serine/threonine-protein phosphatase 4 regulatory subunit 2-like. Gene Ontology annotation, molecular function: protein phosphatase regulator activity. NCBI's taxonomy places the organism in Eukaryota, Metazoa, Arthropoda, Malacostraca, Decapoda, Palaemonidae. The record is from RefSeq and is a predicted model, not a curated record. Gene Ontology annotation, cellular component: nucleus; protein phosphatase 4 complex; cytoplasm. The transcript is spliced from 7 exons. The coding region runs from base 119 to 1795 and encodes 558 amino acids.